This is a messenger RNA of Pygocentrus nattereri (red-bellied piranha), 1332 nucleotides long. RefSeq names its product endothelin receptor type Bb (gene ednrbb). Gene Ontology annotation, cellular component: membrane. Gene Ontology annotation, molecular function: endothelin receptor activity. The coding region runs from base 67 to 1176 and encodes 369 amino acids. Lineage: Eukaryota; Metazoa; Chordata; Actinopteri; Characiformes; Serrasalmidae. Gene Ontology annotation, biological process: vasoconstriction; enteric nervous system development; regulation of blood pressure. The record is from RefSeq and is a predicted model, not a curated record. The transcript has 7 exons.
CAGUGGAACGCCCCAAACAGCUCGAGCCCACAGCUCAAGGGGCCAAACAGAUCAGCGCCGCUCCCCAUGUGCAGCGGCCCGACCAGGAUACGGGACGUCUUCAAAUAUAUCAACACGUUUGUGUCCUGUUUCGUCUUCCUGAUCGGAAUCAUCGGGAACGUGACUUUGCUCAGGAUAAUCAAGGCUCACAAAUGCAUGAGAAACGGCCCGAAUAUUCUCAUCGCCAGCCUCGCUCUGGGAGACCUCAUCCACAUUGUUAUCGAUAUUCCGGUCAAUGUUUAUAAGCUUCUGGCUGUUGACUGGCCAUUCGGAGUCAUGGUCUGUAAACUCGUCCCGUUCGUCCAGAAAACCACGGUAGGAAUCACAGUCCUGAGUCUGUGUGCUCUGAGCAUUGACAGGUAUCGAGUUGUGGCGUCCAGGAGUCUUAUCAAAGCGCUGGGGAUUCCGAAGUGGACGGCUUUUAAACUGGUCUUAAUAUGGGCCGUCUCGACCCUGCUGGCCGCCCCGGAGGCUGUAGCGUUUGAUCUGAUUACGAUGGACUAUAAAGGAGAGCGGCUGAGGAUAUGCCUGCUUCACCCAGUGCAGUCCUCGCAGUUUAUGAAGUUUUAUAAAGCAGCUAAAGACUGGUGGCUGUUUGGGUUCUAUUUCCUUGUGCCUCUGGCCUGCACUGCAGUCUUCUACGGCCGUAUGUGCUGGGAGAUGCUGAGGGGAGGCGGUCAGCGCACGGAGAUGAACUACCACCUUAAACAGAGACGGGAAGCAGCCCGGGCCGUGUUCUGUCUGGUUCUCGCGUUCGCCGUCUGCUGGUUUCCGCUGCACCUGAGCAGGAUUUUGAAGCUGACCAUCUACGACGAGAAAGACCCCGGCAGAUGUGACCUGCUGAGCACCUUCCUUGUUCUGGACUACGUGGGCAUCAACAUGGCCUCGCUGAACUCCUGCAUCAAUCCCAUCGCUCUGUAUGCCGCCAGCAAGAGGUUUAAGAAACACUUCCAGUCAUUGCUGUGCUGCUGGCGUUCCUCUCACGGUCAGGACGUCCCGGAUGAGACGGAAAACUUCCUGAGGUCAAAGGUCACAGAGCCGGCCUCAGACAGCUCCAACAAGGACAACCCUCCAUCUAAAGACUGUGGUGCGAGUGAGAGGCCAAUUCUUACAGCCUGCUUAUGUCUCCAGACCUGAGGGUCUCCUACCUGCUGUGGAUCUGCUGAAGAAGAACGUUCCAGCUAAAGCAAGGAUGACCUUCUUCAGCUGGACCCUGCAGAGGAACCCGUUUAAUAUCAGAUACGGCCCUGUGUAAGAGGGCAUGAAGACCCUGUAUAACGGCCUGCAUGGCUG